Molecule: messenger RNA, 1050 nt
Organism: Camelina sativa (false flax)
Lineage: Eukaryota; Viridiplantae; Streptophyta; Magnoliopsida; Brassicales; Brassicaceae
Product: plasma membrane-associated cation-binding protein 1
Cellular component (GO): plasma membrane
Source: RefSeq, a predicted model, not a curated record
GUUUCUUAAAUUCAGAGAGACAAAUUAAUCAGUUUCGUGUGUUCAGAGAAGAAGAAGAAGAAGAACAGAUCAAUACGAGGAGAGAGAUCUCCCAACAGUUUCAAGUAAAUAGAAGGUUAAACUCAACUAAAUUAGAAAAUGGGAUACUGGAAUUCUAAGGUUGUUCCAAAAUUCAAGAAGUUAUUCGAGAAGAAUAGCGCUAAGAAGGCUGCUGCUGCUGAAGCUUGCAAGACCUUUGAUGAGUCUAAGGAAACCAUCAACAAGGAAGUUGAGGAGAAAAAGACAGCACUCCAACCAAAGGUCGUGGAAACCUAUGAGGCCACGUCUGCCGAAGUCAAGGCUUUGGUGAGAGACCCUAAGGAGGCUGGUUUGAAGAAAAACUCAGCGGCUGUGGUGAAGUAUCUCGAGGAGCUUGUCAAAAUUGAAUUCCCCGGAUCAACGGCUGUGAAAGACGCUUCGUCUACCUAUGGAGCUAACUAUGUCGCAAGACCGAUCACGUUCUUAUUCGAGAAGGUAUGCGUGUUCCUCCCUGAGGAGGUGAAGACACGAGAAAUUGUGGUCGAAGAACCGACCAAAACCGAAGAGCCAGCCAAAACUGAAGAACCGGUCAAAACCGAAGAAACAAGUGGUGAGAAAGAGAAGGAUAUUGUUGAAGAGAUUAAGAAAGACGAGACCGCUACAUGUGAUAUUGUCCAAAGUGUUCGGUUGUUGUGUGGUGUGAGGUUUGUUAUGGCUCAAUCAUCGUUCCUCAAGGGUAAAGCUCCUCUGGUGCGUACAGAAACGGUGAAAAUAUCCAACUCAGUUAUGGCUCAGAGGAUCCAACAGUUUUCUCUCACACUUAUUGGGAGGCUGAUGAAUCCAUCGAUUCAGAGGAUGGAGUCUUUGAUAUCCACUCUGCCUAAGAUAUGGAAGCUCGAAGAUAAAGUGGUGGGAGCUGACCUUGGUCAGGGUACGUUCCAGUUCAACUUUGCAGAGGAGGCUGAUCUGCAAGGAGUCUUACAAAAUGGUCCUUACCAUUUUGAUAGUUGGAUGAUUUCUUUGGUUAAGUAG